Trichomonas vaginalis G3 is the source of this 1014-nucleotide messenger RNA. RefSeq names its product TPR-like family. The transcript has a single exon. Gene Ontology annotation, molecular function: protein binding. The coding region runs from base 1 to 1014 and encodes 337 amino acids. The record is from RefSeq and is a predicted model, not a curated record. NCBI's taxonomy places the organism in Eukaryota, Parabasalia, Trichomonadida, Trichomonadidae.
AUGUUUUCAAAAUUUAACCCUUUCAGUCGAUUUCAGUCCAAAUCAUCUAACAAUCAAGCUGCUGCAGCGCUUAAGGAUAAAGAAAUAACUUCAUAUCAAGCUGAAAUUGAUGAAAUAAAUUCAAGAUAUAACAAAUCAUACAAAUCAUCAAGCCAAGUCAACGAAUUCAUAGUAGAAUAUCAAACGUUACUUCGAAAAAUUGAUGACCAACAGGAACACAACUUCAGAUCCAUCGCAUCUAUUUAUUCCGAGCUAGCAAAGUGUUUUCUCAAGCUUGGACAGAAAUCCGAUGCAGUCAGGAACCAUAUGAGCAGUGCAAGAUACAGCGUAAAGUCUGCAAAAUACUAUUAUAAAAUUACUCCGAUGCUUGAAGAACUUUGGGAGCCUACAUUCUCAGUAGCUGUUUUUUCAUUUGAAGAAGCAUCGAAAAUACUCGAAGCUGACGGGAAAUUUUCAAUUCUUUUACAAGUUUUGCAAGAAUUAGGAGAUUCUUACACAUAUUUCCACUAUUACGGAUAUGCAGCUGAAACAUUCCAGCAUGGUGUAGAUAUUUGCAUAUGCCAUCGUUUCGCUCCAUCAAUUCUUUUCCAAUUUAUUUUCAAUGCUAUCGAUUCUUAUACGUUAGAUGAUAAGAUUUUAGAAGCUUUUGAUCUUGUUAAUGAUGUACAAGUCAGAUACCAAGGUGAUUGCGUUGCUUUAAUUAACAAAUCCACAUUAUUAAAUCAGAAACUCAUGGAUUUGAGAAUUUAUCAUACAAUUCUUUCUAUCAUGGCAUUUAGGUUCUCAGAAGUCGCUCAGUUUUGCAAUGCGAACCUUGAACACAACGUUGCUCAAUAUUUCGAAACAAUUUGCGACGCAACAAAGAACAAUGAGAAAGAUUUCUUGUAUAUACUUACUCAUCCUUCAAAACAGGAUUAUUAUCCAUUCCAAAUCGGUCAUUUGAAACUUCUUGAUAGACACUACCAAAAUGUUGAAAGCAGCCUUGAAUCACAGCUUCCGUUAUACACUAAGUAG